Molecule: messenger RNA, 3330 nt
Organism: Closterium sp. Naga37s-1
Lineage: Eukaryota; Viridiplantae; Streptophyta; Zygnematophyceae; Desmidiales; Closteriaceae
Source: the annotation of a GenBank genome assembly
AUGGACGACGCCGGAAUGUCGCUUUUCGAAGGGAUGGACUUCGUCGAUCCCUCCACACUCCUCUCCCCACCCCGCGCCAUCACCCCGUCAUUCGAGUCGCCUGACUCCUCCCGCGCCGCUCCUCCCGCCGACGCGCAGCACCAAGAGCUUCCCUCAGCAGGCGAUCUCGCCAAGCCGGGCUCUUCCUCUCAAUCCCCGAUACAAGCUUCCUCAUCCGCUUCGUUACAGGCAUCUGUACCUCCGGAAGGCACAGACGAAGCGAUAAAGUCCGCACCGCUGGACGCUUCGCUGUUCACUUCGGAACCCGCCGCCACACCAGCGGACACGUCACCAGCCAAGUCAGCAGCCUCUGCAGCAGCCAUUGCGGGAUCGGCAGCGGGAAGUCCAUCGCCGCUGUCUCCCGCAGCCGCCCUAGCAGCCCUCUCGCCUUCCGUUGCCGUCCUCUCGCCGUCCCUGCUUCCUGUAACGGCACCGGCCAGCAGCGGCGGCUCGCCCAUUGUCGGCUCUCCUAGCGCCAGCGUGGCAGGCUCGGCGGCCUCCUCAGGGAGCGUGUUAGCCGGUUCCGUUGCCAAGCCUGUCGGCCUGGUUCGGAAGAAGAAGCGGAGCAUCAGGAUCGGGUACGAGCGGGACUCUGCGGAGGAGUCAGCAGGUUCGGCGGGGACAGUGGCGGCGAGAUCUGCGGACGCGAGUGGCAGCAAUCAGGCAGCAGGAUUGGCAGGUUCGCAUAGCAGCCAAUCAGAGACGGAGAUUGUUGCUGGCGACGGAGAGGAAAGAGGAGAGGCUGGGGCGCCGGUCAGGGGGGGUCGUGUGGAAGAGCGGGGGGAGGAGGGGGGCGGUGGCGACGGGCACGCUGCAGCUGGUGCGGAUGGCAAGGCAGCCGAGGGUUUGGAUGCUACUCGUGGCUCUGAGGCUGCUGCUGCUGCUGCUGCUGCUGACGACAGCAAAGCUGGCAGUGACGUCAUGACAGAUGAGACGAAGAAGGGUGUGUUUAGUGCGUACUCAGCAGCCAAUGGGAUCGCAGAAACUAUUGAGGUGGAGGAGAAGAAGUCGGUUGUAGAGGCAGCAGCAGAACCUGCUGACGUGGCAGGAAGUGCAGAAGUGGGGAGUCAAGAUGGAGAGCAUGAAACUGCUGAUCUGUCGCCUCCUCCAGCCAUGUCAGCCGACCAUCCUGCUGAUGCAGCAACGUCAGGCUCGGACGAAGCAGGAAAGGAGGGAACGGAGGCUACAGGGGCAGAUGGGGCAGAAAGGAAGGAAGGGGGAACAGAAGAGACAGCAGGAGCCAUGGCGACAGGGAGGGAAGACACAGGGGGUGCGGAGGGUGGGGAGGGAGAAAACGAUGUUGGGGAGGCAGAAGCUGGUCUGGGGGGAGAGCUAGAACAACAAGUGAAGCGCCUCCUUGCUGACGUGGCAGCUAAUCUGACCGCUGUCCAGGCCAAGAUCCGCGAUGCCACAUCAGCACGGAAACGGGCGGUCCAGAUGCGCCGGCAGGCAGCUCAGCGGGCGGCAGCCGCUGCGAAGCGAUUGGAGGAGAUUGAAACUGAGCUGGCAGCGGCGUGCGAGGCGGAGGAGUUUGAGCUAGCGGACGAGCUGAGCCAGCGGGCGGAGCGGGCGGCGGGCGAGGUGAAGGACUGGGGGGGCGAGGUGGCGCAGGCGGAGGAGCAGGUGGCGCGGUGCAGCAGUGACGUGCUGCGACUGACGAGUGAGGAGGCAGAGAUUGAGGUCGGGGCUGCUGAGGCCCUGCGACGCAUUCACAGGGUGAGUGGCGGGAUGGGCAGUGAGAAGGGGGGUGGGAUUAGCUGGAGUACCCUUCUGAGAAUUCUCAAAAGUGACACACACAUAUCCGUCUCCACUCCCCCUGCUUCUCGCUCUUUCCCCUCUCCCCAAUUUCUCGCUGUCUGCUGCCAGCAAGCAGCAGCUGCUGCCGCAGAAGCCAAGCAAGCAGCGCAGCAGCAGGGGGAGGAGGAGGAGGGGCGGGUGGCAGCAGAGGAGGCUGACGUGGACAUCAAGAAGCGCAAGCUGGCGGUUGAGCGGCGCGUGCUGGAUGAGGAACGCGCUGAGCUGGCAGCCAAGGUGGACGCUGCCACGUCAGCGGAGCGCCAGGAGCGUGAAGAGCUGGAGAAGGGGCGUGCUGAGCUGGAAUCUGAGCUGGCAGCGCUGAUGGAGCAAGUGCGAGCAAAGGAGCAGGAGAUAGAGCAGCAGAGCGUGCUUAUAGCGAAGGUGGAUGGGAAGAUCUCAGCCGUUGCUGGCAGGUUUGAGAAAGUGAGGGGAGGAUUGGAGGAGGAAGAGAGGAAGGUGGUUCAGAUGGAGGAGGAAGUGAGGGAGAUGGAGAAGCGCGUGGAGGAGGGGAGGAGGAGGGUGGUGGAGGUGGUGGAGGAGGGGAGGAGGGUGGCGGAGGGACUGGAGAAGGUGGGGAGCAGGGCGGAGGAGGAGGCUGAGAGGCUAGAGCAGGCGGUGGAGGGGAGGAGGAGGGAGGCGGAGGAGGUGAGGGCGGUGGCGCAGCGGCGGGAGGAGCUGGCAGCCGCGGAGAAAGACGCCCAGGCGGACCUGGAGGCGCUUGGGCAGGCCAUGGGCGAAGUGAAGACGAGCCUGCAGGGGGGCGGGGUGGCUGUAGGAAUGGGUGCAAGUAUGGGAGAGGGAGGGAAGAUUGAAGGAACAGGGGAUGGGGCGGGGGUCACGCUGGUUGGGCUUACUGACAGCACUGCCGUUGCAGAAUGCCUGGUGCAGCUUUUUCCUCCUGUUCCACUCCCCUCCUUCCCUGACGCCCCCCACUUUCAUGCCCCCCCACCUUCAUCCUGCCCCACCUUCUCCUCACCACUGCCUCUCGCCCCACAGGAGCUGAGUGCGGCGCGCCAGAAGGCCCAGGAGGAGCUGGCCGCGGUGCACCAGCGCCUGGCCGCUGCCGCCCGCCGCAUCCCCGAGCUCGACGCACAGAAAAAGGCGGCGGCCGCCGCCCGGAACUUCAAGGAGGCCGCCCGGCUGGCCGCCGAGGCAAAGCUGUUUUCCAACGACCGUGAGGCGGCAGAGCGGCAGGUGAAGGAGUGCGGGGAGGAGAUUGCACGCGUGGAGCGGGAGGAGGCGGGGAAGCAGGAGGAGGUGUGUGCGAUGGAGGAGAUGGUGAGGGAGCGCGAGCGGGAGGUGGGCGUGGCACGGUGUGCGCGGCUGAGACUGGUGGCGGCGGUGGCACGGCGGGAGAUGGAGGCGGCGGCGGAGGGGGAGGACUGGGAGGAGGCGGAGGGGCUGCAGGGGGAGGCAGAGGCGGCUGAGAGCGAGGCGGAUGCGGUGCAGCUGCAGUGGGGGCUGCAGGGGGAAGAGUAUGAGCGCAGGGAGUGA